UCGGCCAUGACCAUGCCAUGACAAAACCUUAACCAGCCAGGCAGUGCAUUGACUCCUAUCUGAAAUUCAAAUAGGGAAGCCUCGGGGUGUGGAUACAGGAGAGCGGAGUCACGGGGGAAACUUCUCCUCUGGGGCAAGUACGACAGAAGAAAACAAACACCGUGAGGAGUUACCACUCAGAACUGAGGCGAAGUUGAACGAUGUAUGCCAGACAAGUGACACGCAUCAAGUCCUCACGGGCGAGCGAACUUUUUCUUCCCUAAAAUGUUUUGUGAAUUUUAAAGAAGAAGAAGAAGAAGUCUCGGGGAAUUAAAUGAACUGUGGUUGCCGUGAAGUCAUAAUACAACCGGCAUACGGCACUCACACCUUCGACAGUGCAGCAGCUCCUCUACCCAGCUGACAUGAUGGGUUGCAAUUGCUGUCGGAUGCUCAAAAGGUAAGAGUGCAUUUAUUCCUAAUUCGUCUAUAAUUUACCAUAACACCACAGCAUCUUUCAUUUCCAAUGUUGUACCUGGACACAAAAAAAAGAACAGACAUCUGGAGAGUGUAUGCAAGAACAUCACAAUAGAGAUGUUCUACACUGUAACAGCUUUCUCUAUACAGCAUUACAUGCACUCUAAAGUCUUUAAGAUGGCUCCUUAUUGUUUCAAACCAAGGCGCACAUAAAGUAGUCUAGCCGUUAACAUACAGGGCAGUACAGAUUGCAGAUGUGCUUAAAGAUGCUUUACGAAGAGAGUGAGCAUAGAAGGUGUUAGAAAAAGGAUUAUCUGUGUCUGUUUUGAGUGUGAGUUUGAGUGUUUCAGGAGCCACUGCCAUGCUGCUGUAGUAGGUGCUUGUGCAUUGGCCAACAGGAGAGAGCAGGGAUUAAGGACCGUCUGCACUUGCAGUGAACCCUGGAGCUGCUGCCCACUAGUUUAAGCAACAGCUCAAUAUGCCAAUACUCCACCACGACUCUGUCCGUCUGUCUCUCUCUUUCCGUCAAUCCAAUCAUGUCUUCCUUACUGGUGUGGUGUGUUUUUGUCCCCGCCUCUCUUGUCUCUUAAUUGUUGUCUCUUCAGAGUCAUUUUCUCUGCUGCCUUUCACCUUGUUUAUGAGGACAAGGGAGAGGAAUUGUCUUUGACCUCACUUUGACCUUGUUCCUGUUUAUCUUUUUCUCACUUGCCACCUUUCUCCCUGGCCUCCUUUGGUAACCUGACAUGCAUGAGUAAUAUGUCGUUCAUGUUUAUUUUAAGGCUUCAGAUAGUGAGUUCAGUCAGGACCACUCCUGUCUAGUAACACUCAACAAUUUACGAGUACUGAGAAGCACAGCACACAACAUUUAUCUUUUGCUUUUGUUUGGGGGAGCGGGGGUAGUGUGUUGAGAUAAGUGUAUUGUGCAACGGCUUUAAUCCCCCGCCCCCAACAAUACAUACAAAGCAUUGUCAAAAUGAAAGUAAAAAGCAAAGUAAAAUACGUGACCACUAAUAGAUGCAGUCAAAGAUGACAAAAAUACAAGGUGCAGUACAACGACAGAAAAGAGGCGGAGCUGGGGUGGUGGCAGGUAUUUGUUUGGCAGCUCAGUGGGCGAAUUGGAAUGACUGAGGACGGGUUAAAUGGACCGCCUUCAUUCAGACAGCGACUGUGGUUGGUGCUGGUGAAUCAGCUGAUGAGCUAGGCAGUAGGCAGACUACCACGGCCUGCCUUAACAAACGUUACACUUGAUUUAUUUAGUAGAUAUUAUGUAAUGUGUGAAUUUAUAACCUCUGGUCCCACUGUCCAUUCUGCUCUCAUGUGUUGUUCAUGGUGAAGAGAUACAGGCCAUAUUUGAAUGCUGCUAGGAAUCCAUCCUCUGUGUUUCCUGGUGUGGUUACCUGGACUUGUGCCAUUGUUCCCUAUUCCCUUGGAAAGAUAUACAGAUGCUAGUUACAUCUAUGACCCCUCUGUUCCGGUGGAAGUCCAUGGGCGCAAGAGAGACCCGGCGGGCAGCUCGCUCUACCUGCCCAACCACCACCUUCCCGGCAACAAUGACCCCCUCCAGAAGAAGCAGGGCUUCUACAACCUGGGCUACAACAGCAGCGGGGGCCUCGGUGCAUCAAGCCCCCCCAUCUCCCCCGUAAAGCUUGACAGCGAGAACAACCACAUCAACCGCCUCCAUGGAAACGGCCCACCUGCCGACAACGCCAGCCUGGGAUGGACCGGCGGUGGGAAGGGAGGGGGAGGUAGAGGAGGUGAAGUGGACUCUGGCAUACGAAUCCCUCAACUCAAGGAGCAGGUAGCCCUGAAAAACGCCCCUCCACUUCCAAGUGUACCACCCAUUUACCAGCUCCCCUCCACCCUCACCCCCACCGCCAAAGGCCCCGACGGCUCCAUACGGCCCUGGGACAUAGCGCACCUGAGUGGGGAUGAAGUGAUACGUAAGGGACCCUACCACCUCCGGGAGGGCCCGGAGGGUGUGGAGUGCUAUGUGGACGACGACGACGACGAGGAGGAGAGGGAGAGCGGCGUGGGCAGCACCCCCGAGUACCUGGGGGACACGGGGGACGAGGCCAGCGUCCUCUCUGGGGACAUCAACACCAGCUCCACCAGCCUGUCCUCGGGGGACACGAGGCCAGGAACAGGGGUAGAGAAGAGGGCAAGGAGAGAGACGGAGGGAGGCGAGGAGAGGGAGGAUUGCCAGAGCGUCACAGACUCCAUGGUGGACGAGGCCCUGGCCGCACUAGCAGCAGCCACUGCAGGCGAGGACUAUGACUGACAUUUAUCCCCUCCAAUUAGAAGCAAAGAUGUGGGUCAUGUGACUGAGAUGUGAAUGGUUGUGUAAAUGAAGGUGGAGACUAUUGGUUGUCUCUUUUUAAUACUUUUGAGGGUUCUACAAGGCUUUUAGAAAGCCUCUGUAGAUCAGCAUAUGAAGUUCCACAUCUGAAUCAAACUCAAGUCUUGCUAUAACGCUGGACAAAAAGUGACUUGAGACUGUUUACAAAAAUGUACUUAUGCCUUUGGGCUGUGGAAGACCAUUUUCAUUGAUAAAUAAACUAGACUAUUUUGCCAUUUUGCCAAGGAGGUUCACCUGAAGAAUAGCCCACCCAUUUUCCAUGUGCACCCUGGGAAACUGACACAACCUGAAUGGACUGCUGUUACCUCACACAAACCUUCCCUGCAACAUUAUCUAGAACAUAGGAAGAGGUCCAUAGUAUGUUUUUACUUCAUUCUGAAUUUCCUCAUUCACCUUUUAGGUUCAACAUUCCCAAAUAUUUAAACCCUUCUGAAUGUCAGUAGGUUAACAGUCAUAUUUUUACACUGUAGCUAUUUCAAAUAUACCAAAUAUACCAAUAUUCUGUGUGCCAAUGCUAAUGGAUCUGACUGACCUUAAGAUGUGAUAUUCUAGUAUGUGUGUACUUCAUAUAGAGUACUCUAUCCUAAUUCCUUUACUGUAAUCUGUAUAUUUUUGUUUUAUAAUCUCCCCACUACAAAUUUCUCGUGGAUCCUUGGAUCAGGCCUCAGGGAACAUACACAACAUUGUUUGAGCUGAGGUCAAUCCCAAACAGACAUACAGGUAUAUUUUUGUACCCAA
Clupea harengus (Atlantic herring) is the source of this 3547-nucleotide messenger RNA. RefSeq lists its product as uncharacterized. Bases 1808 to 2731 code for a protein of 307 amino acids. The record is from RefSeq and is a predicted model, not a curated record. Lineage: Eukaryota; Metazoa; Chordata; Actinopteri; Clupeiformes; Clupeidae. The transcript is spliced from 3 exons.